AUGUCUAACGAAGUGCAGCAUGGCUCUGAGGCGUCGUAUUCUAAAGCGACAGAAGAGCAAUGGAAUCACCCCCGUUCCAACAUACUAAAAACACUGGCAACUUUCUGGAGCUUUCUAGUGAUGGGUGCUAAUGAUUCUGCAUACGGUCCGCUUCUUCCAUACCUCGAAACUUAUUAUGGCAUCUCCUACACAGUCGUCUCGCUCGUGUUCCUAUCCCCCGCCGUGGGUUAUAUAGCUGCAGCGAUCAUCAAUGACCGAGUCCACUGUGCCAUAGGUCGACGGGGUGUGGCAUUUGUGUCAUCAGCUUGCCAUGUCAUAGCAUAUAUCCUGAAUUGUGUGCACCCACCAUUUCCCGUACUGGUUGUGGCAUUCAUUUUCGCCGGUCUCGGUAAUGGACUUGCAGACUCAGCGUGGAAUGCUUGGAUCGGAAAUCUGGACAAUGCAAACCAGCUGCUUGGCUUGCUUCAUGGGGUCUACGGCAUAGGAGCUGUGAUAAGUCCUGUGAUUGCAUCAUUUUUGAUCGCUGAUGCCGGACAUCCAUGGUAUUACUUUUACUACAUCAUGAUUGGCGGCGCAGUUAUCGAGCUUGUGUUUACUGUAGCAUGCUUCUGGGACUCGGAUGGAGCUUCGUUCAAAGAGUCCAGAGCGCAAGAGCCAGGUGGGGAUGCGGAUACGGGUGGUCUGCGGAAGAUCCUGUUCACCAUGCCUUCUGCUAGGGUCACUUGGAUCUGCGCUGUUUUCCUUCUUGGAUACGUCGGCAUCGAAGUCGCUGUCGGGGGGUGGAUCGUGACAUUCAUGAAAGAAGUGCGACACGCCUCCCCCUUCGAUAGCAGCAUGACAUCGACUGGAUUCUGGCUUGGAAUAGCAGUCGGUCGUAUUGUCCUCGGCUUUGUGACUCCCAUGAUCGGAGAAAAGGUUGCUAUCUCGGCCUAUAUCGCGCUCGAGAUUGGAUUCUGCAUCAUCUUAUAUCUGGUCCCUAACUUCUAUGCUGCGGCAAUUGCCGUGUCCCUGCAAGGCUUCUUUUUGGGUCCUUUGUUCCCUGGAGUUGUGGUUGUCACCACUAAGCUCUUGCCAAAGCACCUCCAUGUCAGCGCCAUUGGAUUCGCUGCCGCUUUUGGAGGCGCGGGUGCUGCGGUUCUCCCAUUCAUCGUCGGUGUUCUCGCAGAAGCUAGGGGUGUUCAGGUCCUUAUGCCGUUCAUCAUAGCGCUCUCGGGCGCUAUUUUGAUACUGUGGAAUCUCUUGCCAAAGAUGCCCAGGCGUGUCAGACUACCGGUCAAUAACUCGGCUGUGGUAAAUGGUUACGGGACUUGCUAG
Molecule: messenger RNA, 1314 nt
Organism: Penicillium salamii
Lineage: Eukaryota; Fungi; Ascomycota; Eurotiomycetes; Eurotiales; Aspergillaceae
Source: the annotation of a GenBank genome assembly